AUGAUCACAACAGCAACAGCAGAUACUGACAAUGACUACAAUAACCACUACGGUGGUGGUGGUGGUGGUGGUGGCGGCGGCGGUGGUGGUGGUGGUGGUGGU
Dibothriocephalus latus is the source of this 102-nucleotide messenger RNA. The record is from the annotation of a GenBank genome assembly. Lineage: Eukaryota; Metazoa; Platyhelminthes; Cestoda; Diphyllobothriidea; Diphyllobothriidae.